Molecule: messenger RNA, 2192 nt
Organism: Paramisgurnus dabryanus
Lineage: Eukaryota; Metazoa; Chordata; Actinopteri; Cypriniformes; Cobitidae
Product: transmembrane 9 superfamily member 3-like
Biological process (GO): protein localization to membrane
Cellular component (GO): membrane
Source: RefSeq, a predicted model, not a curated record
CCAGGAAACAUUUCGUUCAAAACGUUGCGCAUCGGUGUGAGCUUGAACGAGCCCCAGUUUUACGACAAACUCCUAUGUGAGCAUCUCGAGACAACCACUGUCACGGAACCAGGAAGAAGGAAGGUGGGAUACCCCCCAAAAGAUACCGUCUCAAAUCUGGAAAUAAUCUUUUAGGAAAUAAUGGGGCUCUUCAGGUGGAAAAUCGCAUCGGUUGUGUUGACGACUGUUUUGAGUGUAUUAUUGCCAGUUCGAGCGGAACACGAGCACAAGUACGAAGAUAACAAUGAGGUGCUUCUAUGGAUGAAUACUGUGGGCCCUUAUCACAACAGACAAGAGACUUAUAAAUACUUCUCUCUACCAUUUUGUGUCAGUUUGAGGAGAACUAUAGACCAUUAUCAUAAGACAUUAGGAGAUGCACUGCAGGGGAUAGACAUGGAGUUCAGCAGUCUGGACAUUCAAUUUAAAGAUGAGGUGUUGCAGGGAACAUAUUGUGAAAUUGACCUGGACAAAGCUAAAAAUGAUGCGUUUGUCUAUGCCAUCAAGAACCACUACUGGUACCAAAUGUAUAUAGAUGACCUUCCCAUCUGGGGAAUUGUUGGUGAAGCUGAUGAGAAUGGGGAUGACUAUUAUCUCUGGACUUACAAAAAGCUAGAAAUCGGAUACAAUGAGAAUAGGAUCGUGGAUGUUAACCUGACCAGCGAGGGGAAAGUCAAGCUUGUUCCAAACACAAGAAUUAGCAUGUCUUACUCUGUUAAAUGGAAAAAAUCUGAUGUGAAAUUUGAGGAUAGAUUUGACAAAUACCUUGAUCCAUCAUUCUUUCAACACAGAAUUCACUGGUUCUCAAUAUUCAACUCCUUUAUGAUGGUGAUUUUCCUGGUGGAUCUUGUUUCAAUGAUUCUGAUGAGGACAUUAAGGAAAGACUACGCCAGAUACAGCAAAGAAGAGAAAAUGGAUGACAUGGAUCGUGAUCUUGGAGAUGAAUAUGGAUUGAAGCAGGUUCAUGGUGAUGUCUUCAGGCCAUCCAGCCACCCACUGAUCUUCUCCUCCCUCAUCGGCUCUGGAUGUCAGAUCUUCUCUGCUUCUCUUAUAGUUAUUAUUUUGGGGAUGAUUGAGGACUUGUAUACGGACAAAAUAGGCUCCAUGCUUAAUACAGCCAUAUUUGUUUAUGCUGCUACAUCCCCAGUCAACGGCUACUUUGGCGGAAGUCUGUAUGCAAAACAAGGAGGCAGGAGAUGGAUAAAACAGAUGUUUAUUGGAGCUUUUCUGAUUCCUGCCAUGGUGUGUGGCACAGCAUUCUUCAUCAAUUUCAUUGCCAUCUAUUACCACUCAUCCAGAGCCAUCUCAUUCGGCACCAUGGUUGUAGUCUGCUGCAUCUGUUUCUUUGUAAUACUGCCACUAAACCUGGUGGGGACAAUCCUGGGAAGGAAGUUGUCUGGCCAGCCCAACUCUCCCUGCAGGGUAAACGCUGUACCCAGGCCCAUACCUGAAAAGAAAUGCAGGUUUAUGGAACCAGCUGUUAUUGUGUGUCUGGGUGGGAUCAUUCCAUUCGGAUUAAUAUUUAUUGAGAUGUACUUCAUUUUCGCAUCUUUCUGGGCUGAUAAGAUUUACUAUGUUUAUGGAUUCAUGAUGCUGGUACUGAUGUUCCUGUGCAUCGUGACGGUCUGGGUUACCAUCGUCUGUACAUCCUUUCUUCUCAACGCUGAAGACUACAGAUGGCAGUGGACAAGCUUUCUCUCUGGAGCAUCAACAGGGGUUUAUGUUUACAUGUACUCCUUCUACUACUAUUUCUUCAAAACAAAGAUGUAUGGAUUAUUUCAGACGUCAUUCUAUUUUGGCUACAUGGCUGUGUUCAGUACUGCUCUGGGUAUUAUGUGUGGAGCGGUUGGUUACAUGGGAACAAGUGCCUUUAUAAGGAGCGGAAGAACUGAGCUAAAAAACACCAGCAACCCCCUACUCAAGCACAUACUCACCCCUAUGGAUGUAACAGUAUUAUAAAUUUUGUGGUAUUCCGGUAUCAAAUUUUCCAGGUACCGCCGUGGUCACAUGAUUCAGUAAGUUUUUUUCCAGCCAAGUGGAGCGAGCGGAGGGACACGGGAACUACAAUUCCCAUAAUCCCAUGCGUGCCAAUCUGAUGCCUCUCUACAAGUGGAGCGAAAAAAAACCCCACUGCACUUUGUACAUUUUGACAUGUU